GCUAGGCCCAUGAAGAGCCCACAACGUUUGCUUGCUAGAGUUAGGGUUCCACUUCCACCGCACCACCUCCCCUCCUCUCUCGCCCUCGCCCUCGCCCUCGCCGUCGCCGCCGCCGCCGCACAGCACAGCACAGCAGGGGGGGUUUGUUGGGUGGUGAAGGAUGAGGCCGGUGUUCUGCGGCAACUUCGACUACGAGACGCGGCAAUCGGACCUGGAGCGCCUCUUCUCAAAGUACGGACCCAUCCGCCGCAUCGACAUGAAAUCCGGCUACGCCUUUGUCUACUUCCAAGACGAGCGCGAUGCGGAGGAUGCUAUAAGGCGCCUUAGCAACGCCGAGUUUGGCCAUACCAGCCGCAGGCUCUCCGUCGAAUGGUCAAGGCAAGAGGAGCCGGUGCCCAAGAACCGCGACAGGCCUACAGGGGCUGAUGCAAAGCCCACCAGGACGCUCUUUGUUAUCAACUUUGACCCCAUCCGCACCAAAGUCGUCGAUAUCGAGAGGCAUUUUGAGCCCUACGGCAAGAUUGCAAACAUUCGUAUCCGCAAGAACUUUGCUUUCGUGCAGUACGAGGCGCAGGAGGACGCCAGCGUAGCCGUCAACAAGACCGACAAGAGCACGAUAUUGGACAGGGUAGUGACGGUUGAAUACGCCUUCCGGGAUGAUGACAAUGAAAGAGAUGACAGACAUGGCAGUCCCAGGCGAGGCGGUGACAGAUACGGCAGCCCGAGACGAGGGGGUGACAGAUAUGGCAGUCCCAGACGAGGCGGUGACAGAUAUGGCAGUCCAAAAAGAGCUGACCAGGGCAGGCGUCCCUACGUGCGCUCCCCUAGCCCUAGGUACCGAAGUCCAGAUUACGAUCGCCGUCCACGUAAUUCUGGGUAUGAUCGCCGCGAUGGAGCACCCUAUGGUAGGAGCCGAAGCCCUGUGUAUGAUCAUUAUGAAAGAGGCAGGAGCCCCGGCUAUGGUCGUUAUUAGGGUGGAUCGAUUUCGAAGGAUCACAAAGGAAGGAAUCCCAGGGAGGAAGGAGGGUGCAUACGCUCAGACCCUUUUUGUCCGUGUGCUAGAAGAGCGAGGGAAGUGAAGGGCAAUGCAAUGCUAUUUUUUUCAUAUCAACACCACCUUGUGUAUUUGAGACGAAUAGUUGAUAUCAGGUGGGAUCAAGAUGUUUUAAGCGAUUGUUGGUCGAACUGGCAUGGAUGAUGUACGCGGUUACGCCUCUUAAUGGCCUCUUGACAAACUAAUGACCUGACACUUUGGAGAAGUAGUUUGUUUGUUUGUU
Messenger RNA from Triticum urartu, 1277 nucleotides. Its product is annotated as serine/arginine-rich splicing factor RS31-like. The record is from RefSeq and is a predicted model, not a curated record. Lineage: Eukaryota; Viridiplantae; Streptophyta; Magnoliopsida; Poales; Poaceae. Gene Ontology annotation, molecular function: RNA binding.